Messenger RNA from Myotis brandtii (Brandt's bat), 1349 nucleotides. RefSeq lists its product as uncharacterized. The record is from RefSeq and is a predicted model, not a curated record. Bases 187 to 933 code for a protein of 248 amino acids. Lineage: Eukaryota; Metazoa; Chordata; Mammalia; Chiroptera; Vespertilionidae. The transcript has 2 exons.
UGCGUGUGUGUGUGUGUGUGUGUGUGUGUGAACCCUGAGAUAGCGGGUGAGGAGGACAUGCCGGUGUGACCUCAGGCUGGAGAGGGAGCAGGCACAGAGCUCAGCCCUCGAGGCCACUGGUGCUUCCUGUGGGCUGAGAGGGAGGAGGCCGGAGCAGAGAGGAGCGGUGCUGAGACUUAUGGGAAAAUGUCCACAUUCGAGUUAACUUGGGAAAUGACCUUCCUUCAGAGGGUGGGGCUUGUGCCCACUCACUCUGGUCUGGGAGUCCCUGGCGAUGUCCUCAGGGCUCCAGCCUGUCUCCAUGCAGGCCCCCACUCCUGGAAGCUGGGUCCAGGUCCAGAUGCUGCUGCUGGUCAGCAAAGGCAGCUGUCGGCUGCAAGCCUGCUUUGUCCGAGUGCAGGGACCAGAGGUCUCGCCACGCUCCUGCUUUGCUGCUUCUCCUGUCCGGCGUGGGCUCCUGUCUGUCACUGCUGGAGGAGGGGCCAUGACCUGUCCUCUCAUGUGACACGUUGCACUGACUGCCCAAAUCCAGCUAUUGCCUCAGUGUUCAGACCCAGCAGUGGAAGCCAGAGAGCAUCUGCCGCAGGAAAAGCAGCUGCUGGGGAGUCUGAUUCCACCGCAUGGAUCCUGCGUUUUCCAAAUGCCCGCGGCCGGGAGCAGAUGAACUGCAGGGGAAUAACGGCGUCUCCCAAGGCGGUGCGGCGGCCUGCUGGGCGGCGGGCGGACCGGAGACCAUCCCUCACAAGCAGGGGCCUGACCGCUGCCCGGCAGGUGGAGCGGCAGCGUGCUUUCCUUGGAAGCCGCCAGCUAACGGGCCGCUGCUCAGAGCCCGCGCCAGAGAUUACAUUUGGUAGAAGACAGGUCUGGGCUGCCCUUCCUGGCCAGAUGGCUCUGAGCUCUGAGGACCAUCUGAGGACACCAAAGGCACCCUAAGUUCCAGGAAGGACAGACUGGGGAGUGGGAGAAAGACAGCAGGCGGUCCAGAGAGGCGUCCACAAGAGGCGAGCGCCUUUUCCAGGCCGAGCGCAUCGGCACUGUCCAGGCCUGCCCCAAGCGCCCGGCCGCAGGCGUGGGGCCCGAGGUGGGACAGGAGGUCCAUCUGGCAGAGGCCUCACAUUCCAGAGGCCCUCACAUACGCGAGUCAUUACGUCAGCUUCAAACAGUCACAGUCACGCAAGCGACGGGCCCCGGCAAGCCUUCCACCUGGCUCCCGUGCCCAGCCCACCCACCUGUAAUGCCUGGUAUUGCUGUAGGUCCUGUAAUUGCCUUGUGACUAGCAAGAUUAUGUUGCAUCGAGGGUGUUUUGGUGUCAAAACCAUUAAACACAGCAGGCCAGUUACCAGCAGUUA